CCGUUAGAUCUCUGAUAUUAAUAACCUUAGUAACAGUAUAGACGAAUUUUAACGCUGAGAGAGGCCAAAAAGAUAGCGUAGUGCCAUUUUAUGAGGGCCAACUAGCCGAUAACAGAAAACCCAGCAUAAGAACAUUUCCUUUAAAAAUUUGUCCGACUAUAAAGUGAGAAUCUUAUAACACCGGUUUUGUUAGAAGCUCAUCUUUCAACAGCCUGUAAAAAGGUGUGAAUCCAUGAGCUUUUUGAUUUAUACACAGGAAGUCAAUAGCUGCAGACAAAGUAUGGAACUUUGUUUAUAAGUGCUUGAUUCUAUAUGAAAGUCUUGGAUCUCCAUCUACACUUGCUUCACACUUUCCUCGCCGAUUUCACGCCUAUGUAUCUCCAUUAAUGCGUACAUAUUGAAAUUGUAGUGUUUUCAGCAGGGUUUGUAGAUUUAUAUAUACAAUUCUCUGCUAGUGGGGGUUGUGGAGGUUUUGGGUUGAGGUUGAGAACAAUGGGGUCUUCUGACGAAGUGGAGGAGACGACUUUGGAAUAUACACCCACAUGGACUGUGGCUGUGGUUUGCUCCGUUUUUGUCAUUGUAUCCCUGCUGCUUGAGAGAGGCAUUCAUAGGCUUGGAAAGAUGUUAAAGAAGAAGGACCAGAAACCGUUGUAUGAAGCUUUAGAGAAGCUAAAAGAAGAGUUGAUGCUUCUGGGGUUUAUUUCCCUGUUUCUUACCGUCUUUCAAGGUUCCAUCAACCGACUUUGCAUACCAGAAAGCUUGGCCAAACACAUGUUACCAUGUGAAUUGCAUGAGUCAGAGGAAACUACUGCGGAAGAGCCUUCUUCACAUGCGGAAAUCCCUUCUAGAAAAUUAUUUUCAUUGAUAGGAUCCACUAGUCGACGACUGCUAUCAACAGGAGGAUCUGGCUACUGCGAGAAGAAGGGAAAGAAACCUUUUUUGUCCCAAGAGGGAAUGCAUCAGUUGCAUAUCUUCAUAUUCAUCUUGGCUAUAGUUCACGUGGUCUUUUGUGUUUUGACCAUGCUACUAGGAAGUGCAAAGAUACGUACAUGGAAGACUUGGGAGGACGACAUUCAAGCAAAAAAAUACGAUCCACAAGAUGCUAUUAAUCAGAGGAAAUUCACCCAUGUAGCGGAAGAUGAUUUUGUCAAGAGUCAUGCCAAGUGGAAAAAAUCCUACAUAUUGAGUUGGAUGGCAUCUUUUUUUAAGCAAUUCUAUGGCUCAGUGUCAAAGGCAGAUUACAGCACACUACGAUUGAGCUUCAUUGAGACUCAUUGUAAAACAAAUCCAAAAUUUGAUUUUCACAAAUACAUGAUGCGAACUCUUGAAGCAGAUUUCAAGAAAGUUGUUGGUAUAAGUGGGUACCUGUGGUUUUUUGUGGUGAUCUUUUUGCUUCUCAAUGUUAGUGGUUGGCACUCAUAUUUUUGGUUAGCUUUCAUUCCUUUGAUUCUUUUGCUUGCCGUGGGUGCAAAACUGCAGCAUGUCAUUAUGCAGCUAGCUCAAGAAGUUGCUGAAAAACACACUGCAGUUGAAGGAGCAAUUCUUGUCCGGCCUUCAGAUGAUCACUUCUGGUUUCGAAGGCCUAAACUAGUCCUUCAUUUAAUUCACUUUAUUCUCUUCCAGAAUGCUUUUGAAAUAGCAUUUUUCUUCUGGAUAUGGACAACUUACAAAUUUGACUCUUGCAUUAUGGGAAGAGUUGUGUAUAUAGUUCCAAGGCUUGUAAUCGGGGUUAUUAUUCAAGUCCUUUGCAGCUACAGUACCUUACCGCUUUAUGCCCUUGUCACACAGAUGGGCACCACAUACAAAAAGGAAAUUUUUGAGAAUCAUAUUCAUGAGGGACUCUCCGCAUGGCAUCAGAAAGUCAAAUUGCGAGUCAAGGAACAUAACACCAAAAAUGAGGAUAAUUCUGACAAAGGGAGCAUACAAUUGCCUAGGACCAACGGCAGUGGCUCAUCUCAGAUGCAGUCCAGGACAGUUCAUAACACUACAUCAGAAAUUGCACAAGAGGCCAAUAUAGAAAUCCCAAAUUCUCAAUAGAGAAAAAGAGAAAAUCAGUAAUCGUCUUUCUGAAUUAGUUAUAAAUAUAUGCACAAAUGCCACAAUUUUAUUUGUGUGAUUCGUUUUUGUAUUAUGAAAUCUGAGCUGCACUUAGAGUAUUUUUUGAUGUUCUAAAUGGACAAAUCCUUUCCCAAAGGGGAAAAAGAUUCUUUGAAUCUUUUGAAAUGUGUAGGUGUCAUUGUAUAUAUUGAUAAAGAUGAUAUUGACUAGAAAUAUCACAUUUUUCUAUCGAAAUGCAUUUAUCAUUCUAACU
Cryptomeria japonica (Japanese cedar) is the source of this 2311-nucleotide messenger RNA. RefSeq names its product MLO-like protein 1. Lineage: Eukaryota; Viridiplantae; Streptophyta; Pinopsida; Cupressales; Cupressaceae. Gene Ontology annotation, cellular component: membrane. The record is from RefSeq and is a predicted model, not a curated record. Bases 493 to 2037 code for a protein of 514 amino acids. Gene Ontology annotation, biological process: defense response. The transcript has 15 exons.